Messenger RNA from Geodia barretti, 258 nucleotides. The record is from the annotation of a GenBank genome assembly. Lineage: Eukaryota; Metazoa; Porifera; Demospongiae; Tetractinellida; Geodiidae.
UUCCCACCUGAGACCUGUAAACUGCAUGAGCUUACUCUAUGCCCAUAUUCCAAAGCGACCAGACUCUUUCUCUGUUGUGGAUUGAGUCUUGGUACACAUAUACGUACAUACGUAUACAAGAAAUGUGACUUAUGUCACGGAGGAAGUUUGACUUCCGUUUUGUCGCAAAAGGAGUGGAGCCCUUGGGCAUAUGCGCGGUGCAUAAAAUACAUAGUCCCGGUCGAACGCAAGGUGACACAGGUAGAACAAACAACACAG